AUGUCUAUUUCUCCGCUGCAUGCGGCAAGCACGGACGGUUCAGAAGCUGUUCGAUAUGAACGCUUCGGCGAGCCAGCAACGACGCGCCGAAUUUGGCCAACCGCAGCGGCUGUAGGCUUAUUACUCUGCAGCGGGAUCUUUUUCGCAGCCUCCCGGGUUGGCCAGCCAGUGGUGGAUACCAGGGCACCAGCGGGUGAUAUUGUCGCAUUGGAUGCCUCUGUGCAAGCCAAGCAGAAGCCCCAGCUGCCAGCGGGCGAAGGCAUCAACUCGCACGGCACGCCCUUUCGGACGAAUCGGUCUGCGCAGGACCAUUCCAACUCCUCGUUGCGACUUCGUCCCGUCGUGUUCUUCCACGGUGCGGCGCAGUCUGCAAAGGAGUUCGAGUCAAUGCGGCAGUGGAUCGAAAGGCGCCAUCCAGGAACUGCGACGCUGUCGAUCGACUUGUUCGGCGGUGCGAAGUCUUUCCUCCCGCUGGAGGAGCAGGUCCGCGGAGUUUACGCGUACCUGUCGCACAUUGUGGAGCAGUACCCCCAAGAGUUUGGUCACGGAUACAAUCUGGUCUGCCACUCGCAGGGCGCGUUGGUCUGCAGGGUGGUGGUCCAGGUCAUGGACGACCAUCGCGUGCUGACGUUUGUUUCCUUAGCCGGGCCUCAGAUGGGUGUGUAUGGCACCACCUGGCUGGAGAAUGCACAGCCCUUUCUGCAACAGAGCCUCCCAGAAAGCCUUCCGAUUCCUGCGCUGCCUCCUUUCAUUCCCGGGGCGGUGUUGAAGGUGGGUGCUGGCAUCCUCGCCAGCUGGGCACCCGGUGUCCAUUGCUCCAGGAGUUGA
Messenger RNA from Symbiodinium sp. CCMP2456, 828 nucleotides. NCBI's taxonomy places the organism in Eukaryota, Dinophyceae, Suessiales, Symbiodiniaceae. The record is from the annotation of a GenBank genome assembly.